AUGGCUCUACAACAACAAUUACGUAAUGUAGAUCCAAAUAUUUGGCUACAAUUUGCUAGAGAUUCUUUCACAGUUCCUAAACUCCAUUCUAGAGUUUAUUAUUUUCCUCCUGGUCAUUUAGAACAUUCUCCUGUAACCCCUACCACUCAAACUCUCUCCCUCCUCCGCCCAUUCAUUCUUUGCACUGUCUCCUCCAUUGAUCUCCUUGCAGAUCCUCUAACUGAUCAAAUCUUUGCAAAACUACUCCUCACUCCCGUCAUUGACGCAACUGUUGUUCCUCCUGUCGAGGCUGUCAACGAAGAAGACAAUGCUGAUCAUGUUGUUUCCUCUGCCAAGACUCUAACUACGACUGACGCUAACAAUGCAUGUGGAUUCUCUGUACCUAAGGCCUGCGCCAACUCAAUCUUUCCGCCGCUUGACUUGACAACUCCAUGGCCGUCUCAAGAACUCUCCAUCACUGAUGUUUGCGGUGUUGUAUGGACUUUUCAACAUGUCUAUCGCGGGAAUCCCAAGCGAUACCUAUUCACCACUGGCUGGAGUGCAUUUGUUAACAAGAAGACACUAGUCGGUGGUGAUACCCUUGUUUUCAUUAAAAACUCGGCUGGAAACAUAUUUGUUGGUAUCCGCCGCCAAAAUGCUGCUAAAAAAAUAAUAGAAAAGAACGCUAACAAUGCAGUAGAAUUGGCUGGGAAGAACGAACCAUUUGAAGUCAUGUGUUAUCCGACGAUUGAUGGUUUUGAUUUUGUGGUGGAAGAUAAAGUUGUGGAAGAUGCAAUGAAGAUUCAUUGGAAUCCAGGAAUGAGAGUUACACACACAGUGAAGGGAGGCUCAACUUUUCAUGGGACAAUAUCUGCAAUCUCCUAUCCUUCAACUCAUCCAUGGCGCACGCUACAGGUUGAAUGGAAUGAACCUAACGUCUCGGAGAAUCUAAAGCAUGUAAGUCCGUGGCAGGUGGAACCUGAUUUUAGCACACCUCUACUGCAUCAACUAUUCCCCCCAACAAAACGGCUAAGAGCUGCUCAAGAAUCUGCCAUACUAAGUGAUACCGAAAGAAUUUCUGCUAUUUCAAAGGUAGAACUCAGUAACUUUUUAAUGAAAUCCUUGAAUCAAACACCAUUGGAUUUCGAUGGCAUGCAGGGAGUCAGGCAAAAUCAUAUUUUGGGAUCCAAUUCUUCCAACUCUUUGAAAGAUACUUCAUUUGAGAAAAGUUCAUUGAAAGGGACUUAUAAUGUGUCAAAUGAGAUAAACACUACCAGUCAUAUAAUACUAUUUGGUCAGAUCGUGCGUCCCGCUGAAAAAAGUUUUGAUGAUUAUGCUAUUAAGCGAGAUGAUGGUCCUGAGAUGCGCAAUGAAGUUGAAGAUCAAGUCAAAGCUGUUGAAAAAAAUAGCUCGACAAGUUUUUAG
Vicia villosa (hairy vetch) is the source of this 1404-nucleotide messenger RNA. RefSeq names its product auxin response factor 17-like. NCBI's taxonomy places the organism in Eukaryota, Viridiplantae, Streptophyta, Magnoliopsida, Fabales, Fabaceae. Gene Ontology annotation, biological process: regulation of DNA-templated transcription; response to hormone. Gene Ontology annotation, molecular function: DNA binding. The coding region runs from base 1 to 1404 and encodes 467 amino acids. Gene Ontology annotation, cellular component: nucleus. The record is from RefSeq and is a predicted model, not a curated record. The transcript has 2 exons.